Chelonus insularis is the source of this 840-nucleotide messenger RNA. It is a transcript of the gene Cks30A, whose product is annotated as Cyclin-dependent kinase subunit 30A. Gene Ontology annotation, molecular function: histone binding; protein kinase binding; ubiquitin binding. Gene Ontology annotation, cellular component: cyclin-dependent protein kinase holoenzyme complex; SCF ubiquitin ligase complex. The coding region runs from base 155 to 397 and encodes 80 amino acids. Gene Ontology annotation, biological process: regulation of mitotic cell cycle. The transcript is spliced from 3 exons. The record is from RefSeq and is a predicted model, not a curated record. Lineage: Eukaryota; Metazoa; Arthropoda; Insecta; Hymenoptera; Braconidae.
ACAUCCGUUAUUUUUAAAUUCGACAGCCAUAUGCGAUAUAAUCUGUACAGUUUUGGAAGUGUAGAAAAGUGAAUUUACGGUGUGAUAGCAAAAACCAAACUAAUCGUAUCGAUAAAUAUUCCAAGUUGUGAUUCAAUACCAAUAAAAAUAAAAAAUGCCUGAAAUUUACUACUCUGGUAAAUACUACGACGAUGAAUAUGAGUACAGACACGUUGUGCUUCCCAAAGAACUAGAAAAAAAAGUACCGACAACUCAUUUAAUGUCCGAACAAGAAUGGAGAGAACUUGGUGUUCAACAAAGCAGAGGCUGGGUACAUUACAUGAGACACGAUCCAGAGCCACAUAUUCUACUAUUUAAGAGAAAAAUAACCAGCCCGCCUCCAGACUCAAAUAAUUGAUGUUUCCGUAAGCUUCUACGUCCUUCUAUCUAUCAACAUCAUUUCAAUGAUUAUUGUCAAUAAAAUUUCAGAAGAGCUUAUUUAAUUUAAUAAGUGUAACAAACUACAUACACUUCUAUCAUGAUAGUUUCUCUCAAUUAUAUAAUGAGGCUUCACUUGAAAUUAAAUCAUCGUUUUCCAAUAUCAACAAUCAUAAUUCUUCAUAGUUACAUAUCUGUAAAAUUACUUCAUUCAUCCUUCGUUGAUUUAAUAUGAGCUCUUCUGAUUUUUUUCUUUGUAUACUUCAAUCUGUCAUUCCGGAAAUGUCAAUGAAGUCUUGUAAAUAUUCUUAAUGUUUCUAGUAACGUAUGAUAAGAUUUUUAACUAAAGAUCAAAACUGUUUUUAAAAGAUUGUUUUGAGAAAAUAAAGUGGAGCCUACCAUCUAGAUUCAAAUUUAUACCAA